This is a messenger RNA of Branchiostoma belcheri (Belcher's lancelet), 2028 nucleotides long. RefSeq lists its product as uncharacterized. The coding region runs from base 123 to 1523 and encodes 466 amino acids. The transcript is spliced from 12 exons. Gene Ontology annotation, molecular function: peptidase activity. The record is from RefSeq and is a predicted model, not a curated record. Gene Ontology annotation, biological process: protein modification by small protein removal. Lineage: Eukaryota; Metazoa; Chordata; Leptocardii; Amphioxiformes; Branchiostomatidae.
UUAUGACUGAGGUCAAUUUUUUGCUAGAUCACGGAAGUGCCGGACUUUUCCAUAGCCGCUCUGUGUUACAGCAAUUUCCGAGGAGUUUAUCAGUUUUUCUCGUCUGAUUUUUACUCGGAAAGAUGUCAGGAAGUCCCGUUAAGCUGUACGUGUAUGACUUGUCUCGGGGCAUGGCGAGGAGCAUGUCUCUGCCGCUGUUAGGAAGGCAGAUUGAUGGCAUUUGGCACACAGCGAUUGUUGUGUUUGAGGAAGAGUUCUUUUUUGGAGGUGGAGGGAUCGAGUCAUGCGCUCCGGGUGGUACAAUCCUGGGACCUCCAGACUCAGUUCAUGACCUUGGGGUAACACAGAUCACCCGGGAAAUCUUCAUGGACUACCUGUCUGAGCUGGGAGCUACCAGUUUCAGUGGAGAGACGUACCACCUCCUGCAGCACAACUGUAACAACUUCAGCUCAGAGGUGGCCCAGUUCCUGACAGGGACCGACAUCCCCGGGCACAUCACCAACCUGCCCAACGAGGUGCUCGCAACUCCUUUUGGCCAGAUGAUCCGCCCCAUGAUAGAGUCGAUGUCCGUGAGCCCGGGUGGAGGCCAGCCUGUUGGGGGGCCACCUUCAUGGAGGGUGAGGGAACCAGCCAGCAGCUCACCAUGGGCUCCGCAGAGCAACUCAGGACAGACCCAGUCAUCAGCAAACACACAGUCACAGCCCACUCCACCCAAACACACUGCCAGGAAAGGGGACAGAGAUGCUAUUGUUCUUAAAGAUGUAAAGAUUGCAGAUGCUGCUGCUAGCCUAAGGGAGAAAGUUGUACCCAGCCUUACAGAGGCGGAGAGGAAAAACAUGGAACAGUUCUGUGACUUCCUACAGAACCAGAAUGGGGUGAAGUUUAAUGGAGAAGCAGUCAGAAUACUGGGAAGGAGUCUUCUGAGUGAAACAUUGUCUCAGGAAGCCAAACUCUACGUGGCCCAAACUCUACAGGCUGCAGUGACAAGGCCUGAGGUCCAGGGGGUGCUGUGUAAUGCAGACACACACAGUUCUGUUGUACUCUUCCUACACAGAUUUGACACCAUCCAACCACUGACGCUACAAAUUGCUGCUAUAAAAAUGUUGUCCAACAUCUGCAUUGACCAGGGGAGCCAUGAUUGGCUACUGAGAACCCAGCAGGGACCAACGGGAGGGGAGCAGGUUGUCAAUCAACAGGUGGUUGUCAAGGUGACAGUGACAGGGCUGCUGUCAGAGGAGGCAGACCUCAGGAAAAACGCCACAGUGCUGGUGUACAAUGUGUGCUUGGGUCAGGUGACAGAAGACAGUGCUGUGGAGCUGGCCAGUGCCCUGCUGCAGUGUCUGGGGGAGACCGUACCAGAACCAGAGGCAUUUCGAAGCUUGUCCUCUCUGGUACAGUUGAUGACAUCAUUCACUCAGGUUAGUGGACUGGCCCAGGCUAUUGGUGUGGACCUGAGUCACUACUCCUCUCAGUCUGACAGACUCAAGAACCUCUGUCAGCAGUACCAGCAACUCGUCUCAUAGAUAGAAUACAGUGAUAAAGAAUGUCAUUUCUGUUAAAUCAUAUAUCUCUGAGUCUGUUUUAAAAAAUCAUAUUAGAAACCCAAGUCUUUCUGCUGUUUCAGGAAAAAUGCAACUAAAAUGUAUUAUUUAUAUUGUAUAUUGUACUUGAGAAUGAGGAAUAAGGUGUCAUAAGCCCUGCUGUACUGUGGACCUGUAUUUCACAGAAAGUGAGAUUUUUACAUAACACUGGGCAAGCAUAGUCAUCGUUAACAUGCAUGAGGCACAUGCAAGCUUUGGCCAGUCUCUGACAUGCCCUUGCAUUACAAAGUCUUAAGAGUUCUCUUUUUGCCAGCAUGCCAAGGGAUCCAUAACAUUGCCUAUAUGUGCAAUAUUCCACUGUACAUCAAUGAUCUACAUAAAUCCAGACAACUUAGACUCCAAGUUUAACAAAAGUGAAUGUAAGAAAAGGCAACACCACUAUGGAUACUUUGGAUAUGAUUCUAAUUAAAAAAACUUUUUACAUACA